Molecule: messenger RNA, 3359 nt
Organism: Etheostoma spectabile (orangethroat darter)
Lineage: Eukaryota; Metazoa; Chordata; Actinopteri; Perciformes; Percidae
Gene: jakmip3
Product: Janus kinase and microtubule interacting protein 3
Molecular function (GO): kinase binding; microtubule binding
Source: RefSeq, a predicted model, not a curated record
GAUGCUGGGAGGAGGAGGACGCCAGCAGAGGCUGCAGAGAUGCUAACAGCACCGACACACAGACACACACUCUGACAGCAGCUAACUGCAGCUAACUGCUAACACUGAGACACAGAGACACUGAGACACACACACAGACAGACAGUAACAGACAGAGACAGACAGAAAGAAAAGACAGCUGAUGUUGGCAGCAAACACUCAGUGAGCUGCAGUGUAGCUAGCUGCUGAGAAUGUUAAACUACUGACACACACACAGACGCACACACACACACACACACUCAGCGAUGCGGUGUCUGAGGCUUCCUAUUGGACGGUCCAGAUGUAGUCUAACCUGCGGUUGACAGGCAGCUUUUUGGGGGGCGGAGCCUGCAGUUGGGGGGGAUGUCAAAGAGAGGAGCAGCGGGGAGAGGCAAGGGGGACCGACCUGACGCCAUGGCAACGCUUCAAGCAGCCAAUGAAGAGCUGAGAGCCAAAUUGACUGACAUCCAGAUAGAACUACAACAUGAGAAGAACAAGGUCAGCCGUCUGGAGAGAGAGAAGAGUCAGGAGGUCAAGGCGGAGCAUCACCGAGCAACAGUCGCCGUGACGGAGCUGAGGACCAAACUGCAUGAGGAGAAGCAAAAGGAGCUGGCCGUCACCAGGGAGACGUUACUACGGCAACACGAGAUGGAGCUGAUGAGAGUCAUCAAGAUCAAAGAUGGAGAGAUUCAGCGUCUGAACGGACUGGUGCUAACGCUGAGGGACGGAUCCACAGACAAGGUGCGCAGCGCCCUGCUGGCGGAGGGCGAGGAGGCGAGGAGGAGCUGGGACAUGGAGCGUUGCCGCCUGCAGCAGGAGUCACAUGACCUGCGCAGUGCGAGGAGAUCAGCUGAGGAGGCUCUGGCCUCGGCUCAGCAGGCCUGCCAGGCACGAGCAGCCGAGCUACGAUCGGCUCAUCACCAGCACCAGGAGGAGCUGAACCGCACCAAGAGGGACUGUGAGAGGGAGAUCCGGAUGAGAUAAAGCUGAAGGACCGAGCGGUCAGUGUGUUGGACAAGGCCCUGGGGCUGCAGGCGGGACACGCCCACCGUCUCCAGCUGCAGACUCAGGCUGCUGAGCAGCAAAUCGCAGCCCUGAGAGACGCACAGAGGGCGGGACUAAGCCUAACUGGCCAAUCCCCUAACUCCGCCUCUAAUAUCGCUCCUCACACUAGACGACCCAGUUCCCUUAACGACCUGGACCGGAGCCACUCCACCAGUUACCAUGGUUACAGCCAAGAUGAGCGAGAGAUGGAGUUUCUACGGUUACAGGUUCUGGAGCAACAGCACAUAAUCGACGACCUGUCCAAGGCUCUGGAGACGGCUGGUUACGUAAAGAACGUCAUCGAGAGGGACAUGUUGCUGAGAUACAGACGUCAAGAAUCUGUCCGGAGGAAACGAACCUUCAGAGCUUGCAGGGUCAUAGAGACGUUCUACGGUUAUGACGAAGAGGCAUCGGUGGACUCUGAUGGAUCAUCUGUGUCCCUGCACACUGACAGGACUCCCGACCUGGAGCCAGACGAGGUGUGUGUGCGUGAGGAAACGGAGUUUCGUUACCGUCAGCUGACUCAGGAAUACCAGGCGCUGCAGCGAGCGUACGCUCUGCUGACGGAGACGAGCGGAGGAAACUAUGACCCCGAGAAGGAGAUCAAGACCAGAGAGCAGCUGCUGACUGAAAUCAGUCGUUAUCAAACCAGAGUUACAGAUCUGGAGUCAGCACUGAAACAACAAGGACUGGAUGUGAAGUGGGUGGAGGAGAAGCAGUUGCUGUAUCAGAGGAAUCAGCAGCUGGUGGAGAAGGUGAAGCAGAUGGAAGGAGAGAAACUUCAGAUGGAAAAUGAAAUCCAGGACGUCAAAGACCAGAACGAGCUGCUGGAGUUCCGGAUCUUAGAGCUCGAGGAGAGGGAACGGCGCUCACCUGCCAUUAACUUCCAACCAAUCCAUUUCCCAGAAGGCAUCAGUCCUCUGCAGCUCUACUGCGAGGCAGAGGGAGUCGUUGACGUGGUGAUCAGCGAGCUGAUGAAGAAGCUCGACAUUCUGGGAGAUAACGCCAAUCUGUCCAAUGAGGAGCAGGUGGUGGUGAUCCAGGCCAGAACCGUUCUCACUUUGGCAGAGAAGUGGUUGGAGUCCAUUGAGGUGACGAAGUCGGCUCUGCAGCAGAACAUGUUGGACAUCGAGAGCGAGAAGGAUCUGUUCAGUAAGCAGAAGGGUUACCUGGAUGAAGAGCUGGACUACAGGAAGCAGUCCAUGGAUCAGGCUCAUAAGAGGAUCCUGGAGCUGGAGGCCAUGUUGUUUGAGGCCCUGCAGCAGGAGGAGCAUUUCAGGAUGGACGGAUUCAAGAUAGAAGCCGGUCUGUCUGAAACCCUGACGGAGGAAGAGAGGGAGGGCCUUAGGAGAGCAAUGGACCAAUGGAAACGCUCUGUGAUGUGCGAGCUGAGAGAGAGAGAUGCCCAGAUCCUCCGAGAGAGGAUGGAGGUGCUGCAGCUCACACUGCAGAGAAACAAAGAGUUGGAGGAAUAUAUAGAAGCACAGAAACGCCAGAUGAAAGAGCUGGAGGAGAAGUUUCUAUUUUUGUUUCUGUUUUUUUCGUUGGCCUUUAUCCUCUGGUCCUAACGGCAGCUGCAUCUUAAAUGAAGACAAGGACGGUUUCCACGGCAACAGAGAAACACAACCAGCAGGAUGCUAACUAGCUUCCUGUUAGCAUCUGUUGACCAGGAAGUUCCAUGUUAGACUCCUGACUUCCUGUUUUCACAGUGAACUGUUGACUUUUAUCUUUUUAAGGAGAAACUGGACCAAUGACGGACUAAAUAAAGAAUUCUGGAUUAUAUGAGAGGAUUUACAUAACUGACAUUAACGAAGACGGGGGGGGUGGGGGGGCAGAGACACACCGUCAUUAAUGAAGAAGAGGGGACAGAAAGACUGGUCUGGUCUGGUCUAGUCUGGUUCAUUGUGCCAAAUAACGGACGAAGACCUUCUGGCCUCAUGGGACCAACGUGGUGCUCGAUGUCAUACUGGGUCAUCUGAAUCCAGACGUUGUGAUGCUAACAACGUUAGCUCAGUUAGCGUGCAUCCACGCCCCUGCCGCCGCCUCGAGUGUCUAACGUUACAGGAAGUCAUUUUCAAUGGAAGCGUUUUGGGUGUUUUCAGCUUCAAUCAGAAAGUUGACAUUUUCAACUUUAUGGUAAUGAGCUAUGACGCCGUUCAGCGGCUAACGUCAGCAACCAAUCGGAAUAUAGACGUCCUUCACGCUGGCUGUUCCUGGAGAAACAGACGAUGUAAUUUGGGUUCAUGGUUAACAUGGUCUCCAGUUAGCGUUAGCUGGUCACAUGGUCUCCAGGUAGC